Molecule: messenger RNA, 9170 nt
Organism: Chara braunii
Lineage: Eukaryota; Viridiplantae; Streptophyta; Charophyceae; Charales; Characeae
Source: the annotation of a GenBank genome assembly
GUAUGGCAACGAGAAAGGGAAGAUGACGGGGAGGACGACUACGCUGGUAGUGGCGGGUAAGAUGUAGGAAAGGAGGAGGGGAAGGAGUUUAAUACAGGAGAAAGACGAAGUAAUAAGAAUUCGACAGAGAGUUAGCUGGAUGAUGUCGAGGAGGAGGAGAUGAGAUGGAGACCGGUGAUUGUGAAGAUAGCGUCGAUGGUGUUGGUAACGAUGAUGAUGAUGAGUAGGAGUGUAAGAUCUCAUUAUAACGAUGAUGAUGAUGAUGAUGAUGAUGAUGACGAGGAGGAGGAGGAGGAGGAGGAGGAGGAGGAGGAGGAGGAGGAGGAGGGGAUAACUGAGAAGGUGGAAGGUCAGAAGAAGAAGAAGAAGAAGAAGAAGGACCGAAAGGGGCCGAGGAGAAGGUGGAGAUUGAGAGGUGGGGCAGAGGAAGAUCCUGCUGCCCUGAUCCGGUGUCCAGGCACCAACUUGCAGGUGCAAGGUUGCCGCCUUGGAGCUGCUGAAGACUCGCCCUUGCUGCUGGAGCUAUGGCACUCACAGAUGACCCAGCUCGGUUCUGAGUGCCAUCACUUGGUUGCUGAGCGUCGCGGGAGCCUCGAACUGGCCCACCUCACCAAUCAAGCUGAUGAUGUGAUCAAUUCGCUGAGUGGUGGUGGCGGCUGUACUUUUGAUCGCUGCCACGCGGGCCCCAUUGCUGGCCGGCUGCUGAUGAACCUAUUGGCGCAGCUGCUGGUGCAUGGGCCUGCGCUUCAACCGUACUCAGGCGUACGGUUUUUCAAAAUGGCUCACACAUGGCGAGAUGAGGGGCAGCGGUUGCUGAAGAGAAGGCUGGUUGGCUGUGCUGGGGUUCCGUCCUCGGUUUUGGAGGAGGGUCAGCCUGGAUUGGCGAGGUUUUUGGAGGCACAUCCAGAGCGAGUAGCAGAAGUCGUCCCAGCACUGUUUCCGAUCAGCGAGGAAGCUACUGAGGCACCAGAUGUGACUGAGGGAAUUCUUCUUGAGAAGUACAAGGAAUCGAUGAGAUGGGUAGAUUGGGCAAUGUGUGGAAGUGAACCCGAGGUGGUUCUUGUAGAGGUUGCUGAAGCCAUUAAUGGUAACACUAGGGGUGUGUGUGGGGCGGUAUGGGGGCACAGAGACAUCGCUUACCGAUGCAAGGACUGUGAGAGCGAUCCCACUUGUGCGAUCUGUGUACCCUGCUUCCUGGCCGGAAAUCAUGAAGGUCAUGAUUACACGAUUAUUAGGACAUGGAGAGGAUGCUGCGACUGUGGGGAUCCAACGGCAUGGAGGGAGGCCGGAUUCUGUAGGAAUCAUAAAGGACCGGGGAAGGCACCACCUUUGCCAGAGUGCUUUGAGAAGCGGGCAAGGCCAGUGCUCGAGGCUGUUGUCCAAGAGUGGGUGCGUAGGCUUGAACCUGUGAUUGCAGAGGGUAGGGAGGAGGGGGCUGAUGAGAGCUCGUCAAGUAGGGAGAGGAGGAGCGCAGAGGCGAUGUCCCGUGCUGUUGCAGCGGACCUGGUCAAGAUCUGUGGAAAGGGGGAAUCGCUAAGCCGGCUGGUCGCCAGCGUUACAGGAGAUGUAAGAUGGAAGCUUCUAGAUGCAAUCCUAAGGUAUGAGAACGCACUUGGUAGGCCGAUGGUCAGGCAUGUGUAUGACCUGCUGUACAAGUUGCUGGGUGACCCAGGCUUUAAGGAAGCUUUCGCAAGGGUCUUCGUUGAUCUAUAUCCCAUGUUUCGGUUGGAUAGCACGUACGAUGAUCCCAUCUUCCAAUCGGAUGGUGGAUAUGAUGAACCACGAUUGGGUGCAUUGCCGCCUCUGUGCACAUUCAACAUCUUCUCUGUCCAAAUCUUCACCGUACCACCUUUGGUGAUUCAGUUGGUGAAGGAAGGCCUUCUUAAGAUGCUGCUCAACACACUCGUGAGCGCACUGACAUCUUCCUGGCGAGAGGAUGGAAGAAUCGAGAGCAAGGAGGAUAUUCGCCAUCGUCAUGUGUUGGAGGAUCUGCGUUACGUGCUAACUCACCUAGAAGCCGCUGUUUAUGCUACUCAUCACCGUCCAGAUCUGGCAGAAAAAUGGAUUCAGAUCUUGGCGUAUGCACAGGGUAAGGGGGGACAAGUCCGGUUAACCGCUCAGCAUGUGGAGAUAGAUACGGAGGAAUGGCGCAGGUACUUCGAUAUAGAGGUGCUGCUUGGGAUAAUCACUCCGUUGAUUGUCCAAGCUGCCAAUGCUGAAUGCACAGAGGCUUGCAUGGCAGGAGAGAGCCUUCAGGAGGCUCCUCCAGGGCAGGGCGAUGUGGAGAUGGCAGAAGUCCAUUUUGCGCGAUCAGAUUCGGAGGUGUUUAGCAUGCAUGUGGAGAAGGUGGUGCUGAGCGAUGGUCUGAGCGUUCCGGGACCGCUGGCGCGUCUCAUUAAUGAAUGUGUUCGAGUGUUGGCCUCUUGGCUCGCUGUGGAUGCCGCAAGAGAGGCAAGGAGGCAGACAUCCCAAACUCCUGAGCCGUCGUGGAGGGUUGUUGGGGGUGACCGGUGGUUGAAUGUAGAUGAAGGAGGCAUAGGCGGGAACAGAACAGGAGGUGGUGGUCGAGGCAAUGGCACGAGGGGCCAAUUCAUGACUCGAAGGCUUGUGAGAAUCGAACCGACAAGGCCGCUCAUAGUGGCAGGCAUGGAAGGUCAACGUCAAGGUAGAGGAGGGGGUGGUAGGGGGGAGGCAGGUGGAGUGGGUGGCGAAGUGGGCGUGGCUGCUGCAGCAGUGGUGGCAGCGGCAGCGGCGAUGGUGCCUCACUUUGUUGCGCCCGGUGGGGGGAGAACCGAUAGGAGAGCUGGAGCACUUGGUGUCCGUGCCUCUCGUGUUCCGAGAGUCAAUCUUCAGCGAUGGUUUAGAAGACGGCAACUUGAAAAUAUGGAUACGGGAGGAACAGGAGGAGCCAUUGCUGCAGGGGGUGGUGCUGUCGGAGGUGCUGCCCUUGGUGGGGACGAGGAGGCCGGAGGUGGGCCGGCUAGGGAGGGGGUUGGGUUUAUACGAAGAGUUGAACAGGCUGAUGGCGAUGGAAGUGACAUUCAUGGUGAGGGAUUGACAACAAGAGCAGCCGGUGGCAGCGGCGAUGCGUCCCCAGAGCUCAUGAUGGCAGAUGCUAGUCUGUCACCCAAGUCUCCAGAUUCACUAAGGGGCCUGUCAAAUGGUGAGAGCUCUGCGAUGGAGUGGUGGAUGGGAUCACCCUAUAUUCUGCAGGGUUCUCCAGAGGCAUCUGCUAAAGAAAUGGCAGAGAUGAGCUGUAGUGAAGAAUGGCCAGAAAUCAGGUUCAGCGUCUCUUCCCAGGAAGUGACCUUCCACAUUCCCCUGCACAGGAUGUUGUCAUUGAUGCUGCAUACUGUGAUGAAGGGAGUAUUUGGCAUUGAGGAAGGAGGCAAGGGGAGCUUUGCGAAGAGGAGGUCCAAAAAUGGCAGUGACGCAUCCCUGUUUAUCAAGGAAUUGCUGCCAACCAAGUAUCAGAAGCUGGGCUUUGCUGCUGUGCUCAUGGAACAUCCAUUGCGCAUCCAAGUAUUAUGUGCGCAGGUCGCAGCAGGCAUGUGGCGCAGGAAUGGGAUAAGCAUGGUCUACCUGGCGGACGAAUGCUACAAGAGUGUUCACUGGUGCGAGGAAAGCUUGGAAUUGGAUCUCUUUUUGCUUCAGUGCUGCGCUGUGAUCUCUUCCCCUGAAGAAUUUGUGAAGCGUGUGCAGUCAAGAUUUGGGCUUGCGGAGUACUUUGGACUGGACAGGUCACCACCCGCAGAAUAUGAGUCUUCUCUUGCGGAGGAGAUGCUUCUCCUCUUGAUUCGCAUUGUUGCCGAGAGGGCUUUCUGCGGUUUGGGUACAGCUGAGGCGGUGAGACGAGAGUUAAUCCAGAGGCUGGCAGCAGGAGAUGCCACACAUUCCAGUCUUGUUAAAGCACUUCCACCCCGUCUCCAGGGAAGCAGUCACGUACAGGAAUGUCUGGAUGCGGUUGCCUCCUAUACGAUGCCCUUGGGCAUGGAGCAGGGAAAAUAUACUCUGCGUCAGGAGUGUUGGCAGGAGCUAGAUCUGUUUCACCCAAGGUGGAGCCCACGUGAGUUGCAACUAGUCGAGGAUCGCUACCAAAGCGUGUACAAGGUGUCAGCUGCGACAACUCAGCUGCCUAAGUGGAAAGAACCAUACCCUCCAUUUGAGAAUCUUGGUCGUAUUGCUACCACUGAAUGUGUACAUGACAUUAUUCGGUCAGUUUUGCACCAUGCAGUCAUUGGGCAAUCAGACCCAGGGAGUCGCGCACCAGAGGGUGUUCUCCUUGCUGCAUUGCAACUGCUGGCACUUGGUCUUGAUGUUUGCAAGGUCAAAGGAGAUGAAGAGAGCGAGCUAGAGGACGGAAAUUGGGUGGUUCUUGGACACAAAGGCAAGGGGGCGUUUGAAUUUGAACGGGAUUCGAGUUGUAGGAGUGUUCCUCUUCUGCUGCGUGCACAUCAAAAAGCGGAGAUGGAUGAAGGGCCCAUGCAGACUCAUGGGGAGGUCCAGGACGAUUGCCCAGCGAAGACAAAGCACAGCUUGCUGUCGUUGAUGGUGGUUCUCAUGCAAAGACGGGGUGUUAGUGCUGCACGGGUAGGGCCGCAAACGAUGGAUAAUGUGGGGAAGGUGGAAGUGGGGAAGUCGGAGGUCAGUGAUUUGAUUCGAAGUCUUCUCCUUCAGUUUGCCGAUUUGGACUUGAAAUGCAGGCAGGAAAUUGCAAAGCUGGCCCCGGAUUUGGUUCCCAUGCCUGAAGGGGCACCACAGGAGGAGGAAAAACAGGAACAAGUCGACAAGAAAGUGGAUGCGGCCCCUCAAGUGCAAUUGUCGGCUGAAGACAGACGGCGAGAGAUGGCGCGGGCCUACCAAGCAGCUAUCAUGGCCAACAUGAAGAAAGAGCAAGCAAAGUUUGCAGAGACCAUGAUAUCCAUGGAGGACAGCGAUGAAGAGGAUGAUAUUGAGGAAGAUAAAGACAGCAUCAAGGGGAAGAUGAAGGGAAAGUGUCCAAUGGACUCUGACUCAAUGAGGGGGGGUGUUGAUGAACCUGCUUGUCGCAAAAGGAAGUGUACAGAGCGGGAGAGUCAGAUGGUGUGUGCGAUGUGCCGAGAGCCAGAAGGCGGGCCUAUGUCUAAGGCCCUCUGUUAUAUCACGUACAUUCAGCGCUCUCGACUGCUGGCUAUUGCAAGGGAGCCUCCGCCGUCGUGGGAGAAGGGAUAUGUGCCAAGGGGUUCUCCCGAAGAUGGACCUGGAGCGUCACCACCGAUGUCUGGAAGAUCGGGUUCUGAUGACGUUGCAAGUCUUCGCGAAUUUCAGGGAGAGUUUUUCCAACUCCUGCAUGAGGUUUUAGACGGCAGGAUUAAUACUACUGGUGGAGAGGACAAUGGACUGAGACUUGUGGAGGGCGAUGCAAUCCAUUUCUUGCAGUUGCUACAAGACGGACCGAGGGUUUUGCCUGAUGGUGUAGGAGAUGGAGCCAACCCUGAAGAUGCCAAUAGAAGAGGGGCUGUGCAUGAGGGGUUUACCAACAUUCGAAUAGGACAAAUAAGGUUUACAGCCCCCGAAGGUGGAGUUGAAGUGCAGCAAAGGCAGGCACCUGUGGAGUCUGCCAGGCAAGCGGCUGAGACUCGUCCAGAAGACGACAGUGGAGUAUCAGUGGAAGCGAUGAGUGAAUCUGGGAGUGGUGAUGUGGGUUUGGAGGAAAGUUUGUCCUGGGCAAGGGAAGGUGGUGGCGAGGAACACUGGUGCGAAAGGAGGGACAUUUUAGAGCGGGAUGCUAGUGAUGAUCUCCAAGGAGAACACGACAUUCAGUCUGUCUUGGAGGAGUAUGUGAGGGUGUCAGGAUUGGUGGCACAGGAGAGGGAGAGAGAGCGGGAGCAGGAGAGGAGGGCAGACUCAGCCGAAUCAGAAGGGAGGGAAGGGUGGGGAGGAAGUGGAAGGUUGUUUGCUGGUAGAUUCAGGCUUGGUGCCAGGACCUGGGGGAGGUUUGGUGCUGCGACUGUUAGCGAAGGAGGAAGCGAGGGAAGUGGCAAUGGGUCUGAUACGGGCAGUAGCCAGGUGCGGUCGAUGGUGGGUCUGCAUGUCUCAACUUGUGGACACGGAAUUCAUUCAGAGUGCCUGGAACGCUACUUCUCCUCCCUUCUCGACAGAUAUCGUACAAGAAUGCCAUACGAAGCCGCACAUCUUGUCGACCCCGAAGCGGGUGAGUUUCUCUGCCCAAUGUGCCGACGGGUAGGGAACAGCUUUUUGCCGAUUUUCUGGACGUUAUGGAGAGGGCAUGUGGCCAAAAACAGUGUGGAUGACAGCUUGCAGAGUGGACGGCAUGUUGAUGCUGGGCUAGCUGGGCGCCAGAGCUCGGCAGAAGGGGGAGUGCGGAGUGAUGUUGAUUCGAGGGCAGCAUCCCCGAGUCCGAACCAGGUUUUUGGGUCUACUGAGUUGGUGAUGGAAUCCAGCCGGACAAGCACAGAGGGAGGUGAUGGCCAGAGUAGGGUGGGAGCGGAGUUGCAGCGUGCAUUGAUGUUACUGCUACAUUCAGAAGACUCUGUACGGCAUGGAGCCAAGUAUCAGAAAGCAUCAGGGGUACAGAUGCCUCCGAAAUUGCGUCACCCACUGGAUGUUUUUGCUUCUCGGCUCGGUGUCCUUGCAAGGCAGGAUAAAUUGAGAUGGGGUGUCGGGCCACAGCACAUCAGAGAUCAUCUUGGGCUGGCAAUAUGGGAGACCUUGGCAUACACGAUCGCGUCGAAUGAGUUGUCAGUGAGGCCGAGGGAAGGGGCGGAGAUUGUUGCCGAGGCUGGGGGCGCUGAGUCAUCCGUUGGCCGAGGCUCUGCUUCAGCUGGACAGGGGUCCAGUGCAGGUGGAGCAAACGGCACUGGUGCACCUGGCAGUUCUUGGCUGCCCCUGGUUGGGCCUUCAGUUAGCAUUGCAGCUAGGCUUGGCGCUUUGUUUUCUCUCCUGUCAGAAGAAAAAGGCGCUAUCCUGCCGGCUUUGCUUGAAGCAGCACAGGCUAAGAAAGGUCAUAAUCGGCGAGAGAAUCUUCUCAGGGCAAGGGGCCUGCAGAUGCUCACCGGAGCAAUUGUCUGGGGAAGAUCAAGGGAUACUACUAAGAGAAAAUCGGCUGCGGGAGUUGACAUGCCAGGACCAAGUCCAAUGGAUCAAUACUUAGAGACACACAAAGACGACGAGGAUGUGCGGUUUUGGAAAAAGACGGCUAACCCGGCAUUACUGGAAGAUCCAUUUUUCACUCUUGUCCGAGUGAUUUUCUGCCUUCCUGUACAUACACCAUCUUCAAGUUCGCAGUUCAAAAGUCUCGUUUUUCUUUUGUAUCUUGUUUGUCUUACACAGAUAAUCGCACACAAUUCGCAGGUGAUUUCGUCAUCUUCCCAAGAGUUCUCUCCUAGCGCCCGUAGUUUCGUUGCUGCUGCCAACUUAGGUCCGUUUGCGUCGUGCUUGGGAGGAGGGGAGACUCAGCAGCCUUUGGCUCCCUGUGACGAAAGCGUGACAGCCCUGAUUCGCCGAAUGACACUGCCAUUUCUGCGGAGGUGCGCGUUAUUGCAGCAGCUACUGUUUGGAGAUGUUUCUGCGUUUUCCGACGUUGUGUCAUCGCCCAUGUCGAUGAACGCUGUUGAGAAUACCGUUGGAGGGCUGGGUUCCCGAUCAGCGUUCGGUGUCUCUGAUGAAGGGGGCCAAGGAGCCAGUCAUGCGGGGCCAUCGGGUGGUGAAAGCAGUUCGUCGGGCACAUCGUCCAUGGAAAGUAAGGUGAGGUGGGUAGACAAUGCUCAACAGCUUGGGGCAUUGUCUAGACCGUCUUCCAGUGGAGAGGCAUCAUGUAGUGGAACUGCAGAGCGUAUGGGCAGGUACGACCUGGCCGCAGAAAUGGAGGAGAUAUCCAUUCUGGAACGGGAGUUCGGUUUGCCUGACAUUAGCAGUGUGCUUGGAGACGACACGGCUAGGGUAGUGGUACGGCGAUGGUGUCGACAUGUCGCCGGCAUUGCUCCCGACUUUCCUGGUAGAAGCAUCGACUAUAUCCCAAGGCCAACUUUGUCGUUGCCGUUCCGGCUAAUGCCUUUGCCGAGUGUGUAUGAAGUGCUUUUCCGGAGGUAUGUUACAGAAAAAUGCCCAAGAUGCUGCACGGUUCCAGACAGGCCUGCUCUCUGCCUGUUUUGUGGCAGGCUUUGCUGCAGUUACCGCCAUAAUCAGAGGAGUUGUUGUAUUGUUAAAGGGCUGGGAGAGUGCUACCGACAUGCGAAAGAGUGCGGCGCAGGCGUCGGGGUAUACCUACUGUUGCGGGAAACCCAAAUAUUUUUGAUGCGGGGGGAUCGCAAUGCCAUUUGGGGAUCUCCGUAUUUAGAUGCCUAUGGAGAGGAGGAUGUAGAGUUGAAACGGGGAAAGCCUCUAUACCUUUCAGAAGCUCGCUAUCUGACCCUAACGAUGAUGGUCGCAUCACAUGGUCUGGACCAUAACUCCUUUGUGCUGUCAAGGACGAGACGAAGAGACGGCCAUAUCUAUUAGCAAAAGAUGCAGCGGGGAGGUAAAUCAGAGUGCUGCCCGCCUCCACGUCCUGUGCACAUGUGGUCCCGGACCGAGCACGGUGGUGAGAGUACGGAGGCCAAAAAUGUGGGUCAUAUAACGCAGAUCGAGUCACCGCGAAUGUGUCCGACAGAACAGAGAUCGGGCGUGCAGCUGUGUGCUGUUUAUGCAGACGACACAGCUGAGCUGCUGCAUACUACGAAAGAGAACCUGCCGCCUCUACACUCUGACAGAGAGAAAAAGCCGCCACCUCUUCGUGGCCGCCGCCUGUGGCCUCCUGACCACAGAGAAUUUUAAAUUGGAGGCCAGUUUUUUCAGGAAUGGAAAGUUGCGGGCAGAGUCUGUGAUCGAUUGCUGAUAAUUUCCCUCAUAAUUCCCCAAGGCUUCAGAGUGUUUCUCUCAGGUGCCCGGUCAUCUAUCUGGAUAUUCAAGUGAUUGAUUGUCAAGUGUUCCCUCCGAUUGCAUUGCAGUUCUGGUUUUCCGUUUCCUAUCCAGUGUAACUAAGUACGCGCAUGCAAAGGUGGAUUGAUUUACCUAAGUACGCGCGUGCAAAGGUGGAUUGAUUUACGAUUUACAAAUAUGGCCCACGAAGUUGAUGGAGACGAGGAGGAGGAAGAGGAAGAGCAAGGACAGGAAUGCUGACAUACGAGUUG